UGUUCCUCCGAGUGGCAGCGGCAGUAUCCCAGGUGUAGUGACCGCAGAUUUACCGUCCAGUUCGGCUCCGGACUUUUCAACUUUCGUUCUGCCGCGCGAUCUCACCGACGACGACGACUCCGCGUCCUCGAAAGUCGGAUCCUAUCCGCGAUUCUGUGCUCCAUCCGACCGCGCUCUCCGCCCCGACUGAUCGUCCUCGAGGAUUUCGGAUUCCACUUCCCGCGAGUUUUUGAAAACGACCGUUGGAGACAAAUUGCUUGCUGUAUUCCAAGACGUGUUCAACUGGUCAUAGGAAUAAAAUUUCUUGAGUGUCAUGGUUCCAAAAGCAUAGGCUUCAUUUUCGAAAGGGUUCAAGCUUGGGUGCGCCACUUCCUCUUUUCUUUGAAAUCGCCGUCAAAAUGUCGUGGAAGCGAAGUCGCCUGGAGCCGCGUUGGUCCCUGUUGCUGCUGUCCCUGCUUCAAGCUACCCGCGGGUCGUUUGGGGACGAGAAGGGGGGAAGUGGAAGUAGCGGCGGAGGAAGUAUGAGCUCGGGGGCGGAGACCUCUCACAUGUCGUCCUCCAUGGAGCAGACCCCGGAGCAAGCCUACUUCAACCUCAUCAUGAAGCAGAAGUACGACGCCGACAAGAAGGAUAUGAUGGCCGCGCAUGCGCACGCCGCUCACACACACCCUCACCCACACACGGAUAUGAUGAAGAUGGGCAACAAGGAGAUGAGGAAACCCUCGAAAAUUACGUCUACUAGAAAAGGACGGGGUAAAAAAGGUGACAAAAAAAUGCAGAUGAUGUACCUGGGUUUGAUGUAUAUUAAGUCGGUAAUUCAGAUGGUCAUGAUGGCAAUAGGACAAGUUCUGCAAUUCAAGAGUGUUGUCAUUUCUCUAGUCAGUGUCAUGAUCCAGGUGGCGCAGUUCGUGAUGAUGCUGCGGCAGAAGCACGCGGUGAAGGCGCACGGGUACCACGGGGGGAAGCUGGCGCCGGUGGAGUCCUCCGGGGUGGGCUGGGGCGGCGGCUCCGGCUACGACCACGACAGCUCCAGCGACAUCGUCGAGGACGGCGGCCUCGGGACCUACGCCGGCUACCGCUACGACCAAGGCAACGCCCCCGCCCCCGGCCCCGGCGCCGGCCCCGCUCAGGGCAACAACCCCGAUUUGGGCCACUACACUUACGGACCCUCCUACAAGCACUGACCCAUACCACCCCCAUUCCGAAGACGGACCGGCUUAAGCCAGGAAUUGCAUAUCCAUGUUCCCAGCUCUAGGAUCAAGCUCACCAUAGAAUGAGUCAAGACUCAUCACGACAUGAACUAGAGGAAGGUAGAGUACCUCUAUGGGGGGAGUAACAAAGACAAGACCCUCUACUGCGGGCUGAUUGUUGAAGUUGAUAGACAAAGCUAUAGAGGAAGAAGACAUAGGGAGUAUGGAGCGAUUCUAUCGGUUAAAGCGGACGGUUGUUAAGGUGAUUCGUCAAGCUCAAUUGACGUGGUCGAACUUGCAUGCCAUAUAUCGCAUCGAUUAGGUAAAACAUCUCGGCAGGUUUUGAAAUUUUAGCAAAAAAAAAA
Bemisia tabaci is the source of this 1555-nucleotide messenger RNA. RefSeq lists its product as uncharacterized. Lineage: Eukaryota; Metazoa; Arthropoda; Insecta; Hemiptera; Aleyrodidae. The record is from RefSeq and is a predicted model, not a curated record.